This is a messenger RNA of Zea mays, 1179 nucleotides long. RefSeq lists its product as uncharacterized. The coding region runs from base 154 to 972 and encodes 272 amino acids. The record is from RefSeq and is marked validated. The transcript has 6 exons. Lineage: Eukaryota; Viridiplantae; Streptophyta; Magnoliopsida; Poales; Poaceae.
ACGCCUUCGCCGCCUAUAACCGGUACCGGCCACCACCACUAGCUCCCCCGAGGACCACACCCCCCAAGGCCCCAAGCCCACGACGCGCCACGCCACGCCGCCAGCUGUCGCUCUCCCUCGCCCCUCCCCGCUCCUCUCGCCGCCUCGCAAUCAAUGGCGGUGGCGCGGCUGUGCGCGGCGGCCGCCGCCGCCCGGCUGCAGCCGGCGCUCGCCGCGGGCGCCCGCGGCCUCGGGACGGCGGCGGAGGUGGCCGCGGGCGCCAGGUGGGAGCCCAUGGGGGCGCGGGAGUACUACGACUACCGCCGGGCCAUGUACGGCGACAUCACGCACAAGGCCAUCCUCGUCGACGCCGCCGGCACGCUGCUCGCCCCAACCGAGCCCAUGGCGCAGGUGUACAGAACGAUAGGCCAGAAGUAUGGGGUUGAUUACUCCGAGGAUGAGAUUCUGAUGCGGUAUCGCUGGGCGUAUGCGCAGCCUUGGGGUAGAUCACGUCUGAGGUAUGUCAAUGAUGGAAGGCCCUUCUGGCAAUACAUAGUGAGUUCAUCUACUGGCUGCUCAAAUCUAGAGUACUUUGAGGAGCUGUAUCAAUAUUACACAACUGAAAAGGCUUGGCAUCUCUGCGAUCCAGAUGCUGGACGUGUUUUUGAGGCAUUGAGGAAGGCUGGUGUCAAAACAGCUGUCGUGUCCAAUUUUGACACUCGUCUUCGGCCACUUUUACAGGCACUGAAAUGUGACCGCUGGUUUGAUGCAGUUGCUGUAUCUGCUGAGGUCGCAGCAGAAAAGCCAAACCCUACAAUAUUCUUGAAGGCCUGCGAGCUGUUAGGAGUGAAACCAGAAGAAGUCGUGCAUAUUGGUGACGACCGUAGGAAUGAUCUAUGGGGAGCUAGGGAUGCAGGCUGUGAUGCCUGGCUUUGGGGCAGUGAUGUUUACUCCUUCAAGGAGGUUGCGGAGAGGAUCGGGGUUGAGGUAUAGGAAGAAGUCGCUCUCCUGAGCCGCAAGAAGACUCGUCCUUGUACAUAGUGUUAGGGCGUCCUGUACAUAGAGACAAAAUCCUGUGUGCGACUGUGCCAAGGCCUUCUGUAGCAAAUACUGAUGUACAUCUUUGCGUUUGAAUGUUCGUUGCGGCUGUGACCUGCAGAAUAGACCUUUGGAGACCCCUGCAGCAUCUUUCACGUUUCA